Messenger RNA from Lasiodiplodia theobromae, 1176 nucleotides. RefSeq lists its product as uncharacterized. The record is from RefSeq and is a predicted model, not a curated record. The transcript has 2 exons. Lineage: Eukaryota; Fungi; Ascomycota; Dothideomycetes; Botryosphaeriales; Botryosphaeriaceae. The coding region runs from base 1 to 1176 and encodes 391 amino acids.
AUGUCAUCGCCUCAGCAGGGCGCCCAACGACUCGAGUCGGAUUGCCUGGUCAUUCUCCAGAAUGGUAUCAAGCUGCCGGUCAGCUCCUCAACCUUAGCAGCGGCCUCUGAGCCUUUCGCUAGAAUCUUCAGCAUUCAUUCACAGGAGCCACGUACUGCCAGCUUACCUCUUCCAGAGAUCAACAAAUUUCAAGGGCGCAAUGCUGACGCUGUGGCGUUCUUGCUCAGUGCCCUGCAAAAUCGUCUUUCAGACACCGUCACGCCUGCUCUUCAGCUCAUCAAGGAAGUUGCUACGCUUGUUCAUGAGUAUGAAUGCGCGCCCUCACUAACACAUAUCUCAACAACAUGGCUGUCGGAACUGAGGAUGAAAGCGGACGAAUCUCGGUGGCAGGGUAACGCUAUUGAGAACGACAAACACGCCACCGACGACCUUAUCGGCAUCGCCUACCUCUUCGACAACGCAGCGGAGUUCUACAAAAUUACAAAGCAGUUCACCCUGUUUCAUCGUGCUGGCUUCUGCGAUCUUGGAGAUCUCAUGGACAAGCUUCCGCCGGCGGUCAUCCCUGCCAUGGCCGAGCGUAAGCGUCGCAUCUUCGACAAGGUUUCAUAUGACCUCAACAACGAGAUGAAUCAGCUCAUGGCGCACCUGUCCGUUAACGUCGGCAACGCCUGUAAUGGAGGUCAUCCCCAUGGUGUUAAUUGCGGCUUCCUCUAUCUGGCAUCCCAUGGUCAGGACUUCCACCCUCGUAGGCGCCAAGACUACAUCCUGGAUAACGUUCUGCUCGGGCUCAUGGACCGGGCUUUUACGAGGUCCGAUACUAUGCUGUUCAUCACCGAUCAGACCUGCGACCGUUGCAGGGAUGCUCUUUUGCCUCAUGUAGAUCACUUCAUCGAGAAGCUGGAGAACGUUGGCACGAGGGCGUGGGAGUUGCUGGUAGGAGUCUGUCUCGACUGCGCCAAGACCCGCGGUUCAUCCUUUCCCAACUGCCGCGUCACGCAUGGGGAGGACAACAUCUUGCUGGGAAAGCCAGAUGGCAAUUCCUGCUGCCCUUUUCUACAUAUAAGACCCGGAAAUCUGCUCGGUGCUACUAGCAGCGAUAGUCAGGAUGUUGGGGCUCUUCAUGGCACUCAGGGAAAUCACGGCAAUAGCUCCGCUCAUUCUGUCAAUGAAGAUUAG